Daldinia decipiens is the source of this 2190-nucleotide messenger RNA. RefSeq names its product FAD-linked oxidase-like protein. Lineage: Eukaryota; Fungi; Ascomycota; Sordariomycetes; Xylariales; Hypoxylaceae. Gene Ontology annotation, biological process: lactate catabolic process. Gene Ontology annotation, molecular function: D-lactate dehydrogenase (cytochrome) activity; FAD binding; D-lactate dehydrogenase (NAD+) activity. The transcript is spliced from 5 exons. Bases 1 to 1707 code for a protein of 568 amino acids. The record is from RefSeq and is a predicted model, not a curated record. Gene Ontology annotation, cellular component: mitochondrion.
AUGUCAGCUAAACAUUUCGCCGGGCGUCUUCCGAACGCUUGGAGAAGAACAUUUCACACUUCUCGCUCGUUGAGGAAACCUAGUGGUGAAAAUGGGACCAGUGCCGAACGAGCGUGGACCAACCCGGCAUAUCAUCACACCAGGUGGAGCGGGCGCUCCGUGUUUGCUUUGACAGCCACCGCCAGCCUGUUAGGAUUCGGCCUUGCUUCUGCGACACUCCAAGGACCUCCUAAGCGUGUUGUCACGCUUUUUGAUAGCAAGACGCCAAUGCCUCAAUACGCAUCAUUAGAUGAGAUGGAGGACGCAUUAAAAGAGAUUCGCCGUGAGCUUGCCAAAAGUGGUGAGGAGGAAGACAUCAUAAGUACAGAUCCAGAAGACCUUCUGGCUCAUGGCUAUUCCGAAUGGUCGACAACGAAUCCGGAUGGCUUACCGGUUGCGGUCGUGUAUCCGCGUUCGACAGACCAGGUAUCGAUACUCGCGCGAAUUUGCUAUAAAUAUCGGGUACCUAUUAUCCCCUAUUCGGGAGGCUCUAGCUUGGAAGGGAACUUCUCGGCUCCUUUCGGCGGCAUCAGCGUUGAUUUCGCGUACAUGGACCAAAUUAUCCAGUUCAACAAAGAUGACAUGGAUAUUGUCGUCCAGCCAAGCAUUGGUUGGCAAGAUCUAAACGAUCAGCUAAGCAGAAUGGGUAGCGGUCUUUUCUUCCCUAUUGAUCCUGGCCCAAGCGCCAAGAUUGGUGGCAUGGUUGGUACCAAUUGUUCUGGCACAAAUGCAGUUAAAUACGGCACGAUGAAAGAUUGGGUCAUCAACUUAACCGUAGUAUUGGCAGACGGAACCGUCAUUAAGACGCGAAGACGUCCAAGGAAGAGUUCGGCAGGUUACAACCUCAACGGUUUGUUUGUCGGUUCCGAGGGAACUUUAGGCCUCGUCACCGAAGCUACUCUAAAGCUUGCCGUCGUCCCUGAAGAAUUCUCCGUGGCAGUGGUAACUUUCCCCACAAUCCGUGAUGCCGCUUCCGCAGCGGCGGAGGUCAUGCAGACCGGCGUCCCCAUCGCAGCUAUGGAAAUCAUGGAUGAGGUUCAAAUGAAGGUCGUCAAUUUAGGUGGAGCGACAGCGCCCCGGGUAUGGAAAGAAGAGCCGACGCUUUUCUUCAAAUUCUCUGGGACAAAGACCAGCGUAAAGGAAAACAUCACCCGCGUUCAAGCCAUCGCAAAAAACAAUAAGGGCAGCAAUUUCGAAUUCGCCAAGGAUCUCCGAGAGCAGAAGCUCCUGUGGUCAGCAAGGAAGGAAUCUUUAUGGUCAAUGCUGGCUCUGAGAAAAGAAGGCGAGGAAGUCUGGUCUACCGAUGUCGCAGUCCCGUUCAGCAGGUUAGCAGACAUCAUCGAAGUCAGCAAAAAGGAGAUGGACGAGCUAGGUCUAUUCGCCAGUAUUCUAGGCCACAUCGGGGACGGCAAUUUUCACGAGAGCAUUAUCUACAACCGGACGAAGAAGGAAGAACUCGAUAAAGUAGAGAAGUGCGUGAAGAACAUGGUCAAGAGAGCACUGGAUAUGGAGGGGACAUGUACGGGCGAGCAUUCUGUUGGCUGGGGCAAAAAGGACUCGCUCUUAUUAGAGGUUGGCCCAGACACGCUGGGUGUCAUGAAGCAGAUCAAGUCGGCGCUCGAUCCCCUGUGGAUUAUGAACCCGGGCAAGAUCAUGGACCUGCCUUGAUGACGCCUCCCCCUCCCCCCCCUCCCCCCCCUUUCCACCCAAUCUCUUGUGUGAGGGAGAAACGGUCUCACAAUUCGGCGCAUGAGAGGGAUAAGACAUGGAAGAAGAAGAAGUUUGCUAGCAUGUUUUGCAUAUGGGUUAUCGGAGAAAAAAGUUGCUUGUCCCUUUUUUUGGGUUUGAUUGGAUAGGUAGCGGGUAAACAGGAUCUUGCAUACCUCAUCAUGGGAUAGUAUCAAUAUGGCCUUUUAGAUAUCAUUGAAAAUUUAUUUAUGUAUUUCGUUUAGAUGGACUUCUUACUGGUUUCUAUCCAGGAUCUCCUCGGUGGGUUUGGGGUUUUACUUUAUCGAAUAAUAUCUUAAAAAGCGCACCACUCCUCGGUGCUCGAGAAAUUGGUCCCUAUGGUUUAUCUCGUAUAACUAAUCGUACUGUAUAUACUACAUAGGUAGAUAGCAAAUAAGUAUCCCCAUCUAAUUAUUAUAUACA